Sabethes cyaneus is the source of this 520-nucleotide messenger RNA. Its product is annotated as general odorant-binding protein 83a-like. Gene Ontology annotation, molecular function: odorant binding. The record is from RefSeq and is a predicted model, not a curated record. Lineage: Eukaryota; Metazoa; Arthropoda; Insecta; Diptera; Culicidae. The transcript is spliced from 2 exons. The coding region runs from base 63 to 467 and encodes 134 amino acids. Gene Ontology annotation, biological process: sensory perception of smell.
GUUCUGCCCGCCGGUAACGUGCCAGAUUUUCGACAGGAUAAGUACGAAAGCAGAACCACAACAUGAAGUACCUAGCUUUGUUAGCGUUGUUGGUCGUUAGUACGCAUGCCUUCUUCACGUCGGAACAGCAUGAAAUAGCGAAAAAAUUAUCCAUCAGCUGCAUGAAUGAAAUCGGAGAAGGACUCCCGGAAAACAUCGGCGAAAGGUUUCGUGCCGGUGAUCUAACACUUGCGGAUGCCAAAUCCAAGUGCUACAUGAAAUGCAUCUUCGCCAAGGUGGGUUUCAUCGACGAUUCCGGUGAUGUGAACCAGGAAGUGUUGGCGGAUAAACUAUCGAUAGGAAACAGCCGGGAAAAAGCGGAAAUGUUUGCCAAACAGUGCAACAAGUUCGAAGGGGACGACGCCUGCGAAAAGUCUUUCGGACUGUACGAAUGCUACCACAUGUACAAGACGACGUUCUUCUCCUAAAUAGAGCCGGUCAGUUAAUAUUACGGGUUACCAAUAAUGAAGCAUAAUUCAAA